AUAGUCCGUCGCCUCCGGGGUUGAAGCGUCUUGCUCUGCCGGGUUUGCUCACUCUGGAGGUAAAGCUGUCAGGUAGUGUGUGAUAGUCACCAAGUGGAAACCUCCCACGUUAGCAGAGAUCUGCGUACGCACGGGUUCAAAGGACACACGCCCUGCCCUUGAGUCUGCCCGUGAGAGCGCCGCGCCGCUCUUUAUCAGGUGAGGGUUCUGCUGGGAGUCGGCCACUGCAGCCUCGGUCCACCUGGGAAACACUUUCUUCUGCUGGAGCUCUUCCCCCAACCACAGCCACGAUGCCCAAAACAGUCAACGUUCGCGUCACCUCGAUGGACGCGGAGCUGGAGUUCUCCUUCCACCCCAACACCACAGGGAAGCAGCUCUUUGACCAGGUUUCCAGAACCAUCGGACUCCGAGAGGUUUGGUACUUCGGGCUUCAGUUCACCGACAUCAGAGGUCUCACCACAUGGCUGAACUUUGAGAAGAAGGUGAUGGGCCAGGAUGUGAAGAAGGAGACGCCCCUGCAGUUCAAACUGAGGGCCAAGUUCUACCCAGAGGACGUGACCGAGGAGCUGAUCCAGGACGUCACCAGGAGGCUCUUCUUCCUGCAGGUGAAGGAGGACCUUCUGUCGGAGGAGAUCUACUGCCCUCCGGAGUCCGCCGUGCUGCUCGCCUCUUACGCCGUCCAGGCCAAGUACGGAGAGUACCAAAAGGCAGUGCACCCCCCGACUUACCUGGCCUCGGAGCGCCUGCUGUCCAAUAAAAUGCUGAAGCAACACAAGCUGUCCAAGGAGCAGUGGCAGGACAGAAUCCAGAACUGGCACCAGGAGCACGGCUCCAUGCUGAAGGAAGAGGCCAUGAUCGAGUAUCUGAAGAUCACUCAGGACCUGGAGAUGUACGGCGUCAACUACUUUGACAUCAAGAACAAGAAAACCACCGAGCUGUGGUUGGGAGUCGACGCUCUAGGACUCAACAUCUACGAAAAGGCGGACAGGCUGACUCCAAAGAUCGGAUUCCCCUGGAGUGAAAUUAGAAACAUUUCUUUCAAUGAUAAGAAAUUUGUCAUCAAGCCCAUUGACAAAAAAGCCCCUGAUUUUAUAUUCUACGCUCCGCGGCUGCAAGUCAACAAACGCAUCCUCCAGCUGUGCAUGGGCAACCACGAGCUGUACAUGCGCCGCCGCAAGGCCGACAGCAUCGAGGUCCAGCAGAUGAAGGCUCAGGCCAAAGAGGAGCGGAUGCACAAGAAGAUGGAGAGGGAUCAGCUGGAGAGCGAGAAGAAGAAGAGGGAGGCCAUCGAGAAAGAGAAGAGGGAGAUGGAGAGAGAGAAGGAGGAUCUGAUGAAGAAGCUCUACGAGUUUGAGGAGACGACCAAGAGAGCAGAGAUCGAGCUUCAGGAGCAGCUGGACCGGGGCGUGAGGCUGGAGGAGGAGAGGAGGAAGGUGGAGCAGGAGGCGGCGCGGCUGGAGACCGAGAGGAUGGAGGCCAUAAUAGCCAAGGAGGAGCUGGUCAGGCAAGCCGAGGACCAGAUAAAGAGCCAGGAGCAGCUGUCUGCAGAGCUGGCUGAGUACGGAGCCAAGAUCUUUCUGCUGGAGGAGGCCAAGAGAGUCAAGGAGGAAGAGGCUGACUCAUGGCACAACAAGGUCAUGGAGGUGGAGGAGAAUCUGCUGAAGACAAGAGAAGAGCUGACCCUGGCAAUGAGUGCAGCUCCUGUACCCGCUCCUCCUGGCACCCCUCCUCGUGCAGCCGCUUCUCCUGUUCCCACUCCUCCUGCUUCCUCCUCCUCCUCCUCCUCCUCGGACAGCGAGAGCGAACACGAGAACAGCGAGGACAACAGCACCUACAGCGCCGAGCUGCCGACGCAGGGCAUGGAGGACCACCCUGAGGAGGAGGAGCGGCUCACCGAGGCCGAGAAGAACGAACGCCUGAAGAAAAAACUCUUGGCCCUGAGCUCGGAGCUGGCGGAUGCCCGGGAGGAUAACACGAAGACCCCGAACGACCUGCUCCACGCCGAGAACGUCCGGGCCGGCCGGGACAAGUACAAGACCCUGCGUCAGAUCCGCAUGGGCAACACCAAGCAGAGGAUUGAUGAGUUCGAGUGCUUGUAGGAAAACCUCAGAGACCCGAAGAUCUCUCUCAAAUACCUCAAACACCUCCCUGCCAUUCCACCAUCUUAUAAUCCAAAGUGCGAAGUAAUCAUCUGCUCUUAAAGACCCAGAGAAAGCAUGAAGAUGAUAUUUGUCAUAAACCUCCUGGAGCUUUAUCAGUUUAACGUUUGCUUGAAAGCACUUUCUUCUUUCUUUGUCGCCCUCAAACAUCUCCAGUGUGCAGUUCAGUCCGUAUUGCUCGACGACUUUGUGUUCAUCUUUAAAAAAAAUAACAUAAAGCUAGCGUUAUUGCAAUUUGGCUCUGCAGUUUUGUUAUCAAUUAAAUGUAAUUAUGUGUUGUUAAUGUCUUGUAUUGCAACCACUGCCUUAAAUGAUCACUUCAUUAUCAACUGAUUUUUAUUAAUCGAUUCAUCUAUAACAGGGGUAUCCAAACUUUUUAUCCCGAGGGCCACAUACAGAAAAAAAUACGAAGGUCUGGGCCACUCACGCCGCCACGCCCCCCUGCUCUGGAGCGGACUGUUGACCAUCGCGUCGCUCAGGGCGGGGGGGGCGUAACGGUGUUAACUGAGAAGUACAAUACAGUGGGCCAUAGUCCAUUACAUUACAUUUAGCUGACGCUUUUAUCCAAAGCUACUUAUAAUAAGUGCAUUCAAGGGUACCCGAGGGUACAAACCCAGAACAACAAGAAUCAAGAAAGUACAAUUUCUUCAAAAAUAGAGCAGAACUACAAUAAGUGUGCUAUAAGGAAGUACCAUUUAAGUGCUACUAAAUUGUUAGUUUAAAAAAAAAAAAAAAAAAAAUUAAGGCGGGCCAAUUUAAAAUGGAUGGCGGGCCGCAGAUGGCCCGCGGGCCGUAGUUUGGACACCCCUGAUCUAUAAAAUGCCAGAAAACUUCGGGGUCAUGUUUUAAAACUGAAAGAGAAUUUUAAAGCUGAAACCAGAGGAAGUUUAGCAUUUUAAUAAAUUACUUAUUAAUCCAUUAUCUAAGUUGUUGAUGAGUCAUUUUCUGUUAAUCCACUAACAGGUUCAUUUAUUAUGUUUUGGAAACCAGUUUUAUUUAAUUUGCCUUCUACUUUCCAUCCUGUUUAAACAUUUCUAUUAAAGCCUUUAGUGUUAAAAAGCCUGUUAGUAUUUAAAACUAAGAAAAGCCCAAAUUGAAGCUGUAGCCUGAGAAAUCCUGAUUUCUAGUCUUUAGCAUGAAUAAAGUUCAUGCUCAUAAAAACUAGUUUUCUUAAAACCGAUUUACGUGCAGACUUUCAGGUUUAGAAAUGUUUACUGACUCCUCCACCUACAACUGUACCGUAAACACAAUGUUGUGUUGUUCUCCUUUAAACAGACACGAGUGUGAACCUUCACUGAGGGACAGUGGUAACUGAGAUCAUCCUCUUCCACCUUAAAUAAUAAAAAAUUAAAAACCA
Molecule: messenger RNA, 3516 nt
Organism: Limanda limanda (common dab)
Lineage: Eukaryota; Metazoa; Chordata; Actinopteri; Pleuronectiformes; Pleuronectidae
Gene: ezra
Product: ezrin a
Exons: 13
Coding region: 291-2099 (602 amino acids)
Biological process (GO): positive regulation of protein localization to early endosome; regulation of organelle assembly; regulation of cell shape
Cellular component (GO): microvillus; adherens junction; filopodium
Molecular function (GO): actin binding; cell adhesion molecule binding
Source: RefSeq, a predicted model, not a curated record